This is a messenger RNA of Suillus fuscotomentosus, 309 nucleotides long. RefSeq lists its product as uncharacterized. The coding region runs from base 1 to 309 and encodes 102 amino acids. The transcript has a single exon. NCBI's taxonomy places the organism in Eukaryota, Fungi, Basidiomycota, Agaricomycetes, Boletales, Suillaceae. The record is from RefSeq and is a predicted model, not a curated record.
AUGUCACAUACCAUUGUGCGGAAAUAUGUGGCAACAACAGACGGCCUGGAUGCUGCACAGUCAAAACCAGUGGGACAGCGAGAUAAAUGGUUUGAAAACCAGACUUUGCAUAACCGAUAUGAGCUGCUGUAUUUUGACCUGUGUCAGGCCAUGAACACCGGAGACAUCGGGAGGGUAGAGGUGUCCUUCCUCCCAUGGAUAUAUAUUCUCAAAGCUACCAGCAAGCAUAAGUACUCGUCACAGAUAUCCAGAUUUCUGAACAACUUACAGUUUAACUGGCCAGAAUCAUUGAGGUACAAGUUAGUUUGA